Toxotes jaculatrix (banded archerfish) is the source of this 859-nucleotide messenger RNA. Its product is annotated as hybrid signal transduction protein dokA-like. The transcript is spliced from 2 exons. The coding region runs from base 119 to 445 and encodes 108 amino acids. The record is from RefSeq and is a predicted model, not a curated record. Lineage: Eukaryota; Metazoa; Chordata; Actinopteri; Toxotidae.
CUUAGCACGAAUACUGAAGUGUAUGAUCUAAACCUACGGGCCUAAACCUUAAGGACGGUUUGACAAAUUAUCUCCGGCUUUCCGUUUUUCUUAAAGAGGAAAACCUCUUUCAUCCAGUAUGAGAAUCCUUGUCCUGGGGCUGUCUUCACUGGCGCUGCUGGGAUUUGUCUACACAGAGACAUCAAGUGGUAACACCACAUCGAUGGCAAAUAAUGACACCUCCAGUACAACCUUGACAUCCAAUUACAGCACCACUAAUAACAACAACCACACAGGAACCAAUUACACCAGUACCCAGAUGUCCAUGACCAGCAUGACGACUGCAAACAGCCCCACGACGACAAGUUCCAUGACCACCACGACAACAAAGAAUGGACAGAGCAACGUCUUAACCUCUGUCAGCCUGCUGUUUGGAUCUUUUGUUCUUCAAGCACUUUGGCAGUGAGUGCCCUCUUGAGGUUCAGAGCUGAAGUGAGCCUCAAAUUUCAACACUGUUUGCAAAUCUGAGCUUACUUUAGAAUGCUAGGUGUAGAGGAAAACUAUUUUCACUUCUUUGUGUCAAACAAAACUGUGGUUUAUGAGAUUAUGAACCGUUAAUCAAAUGACAGUGACAGAGUCAGCCUACUAAUUAACAGACGACAGCUUAGAGAGAUGUGAAUCAGAUCCUGCGUAGAUGUGUGAAGCAAAAAGCAGCAGCCCAUGAAUCACAGUGAGUUUAAGCAUGUUUGCUUAAACUAAUCACUGCUGCCUGAUCUGUAUUUUUGAGGGUGAAAUAUCCUGAAUCACAUUUACACUUUGUACAUCCUUGAAGGCCUGCGAAAUUAUUUAUUUAAUCAAAUACAUAUUAUAUAUAUAUAUA